This is a messenger RNA of Notothenia coriiceps (black rockcod), 1245 nucleotides long. RefSeq names its product KRIT1 ankyrin repeat containing. NCBI's taxonomy places the organism in Eukaryota, Metazoa, Chordata, Actinopteri, Perciformes, Nototheniidae. The record is from RefSeq and is a predicted model, not a curated record. Gene Ontology annotation, biological process: cell redox homeostasis; negative regulation of angiogenesis; regulation of establishment of cell polarity. Gene Ontology annotation, cellular component: plasma membrane; cytoskeleton. The coding region runs from base 16 to 1017 and encodes 333 amino acids. The transcript is spliced from 6 exons.
UUCACUUGGUUUUUAAUGGUACGUUUUUGUUCUCCACAGUAUGAGAAGGUGCGUAUCUACCGCAUGGACGGCUCGUACCGCUCUGUGGAGCUGAAGCACGGCAACAACACCACGGUGCAGCAGAUCAUGGAAGGCAUGCGUCUCUCACAGGACACACAGCAGUACUUCACCAUCUGGAUCUGCUCCGAGAACCUCCACCUGCAGCUGAAGCCUUACCACAAGCCCCUGCAGCACCUGAGGAUCUGGACGGAGAUCGUGACGGAACUGACGGUGCUGGAUCCUCAGAGGGAAACGCCUCAGCUCUUCCUCCGCAGAGACGUCAGGCUGCCUCUGGAUGUCGAGAAAAAGAUAGAGGACCCUCUGGCCAUCCUCAUUCUGUUCGACGAGGCCCGCCACAGCCUCUUGAAGGGCUUCUUUACUGCGCCCGACAGCAAGCUCAUCACACUGGCCAGCCUCCUCCUGCAGAUCAUCUACGGCAGCUAUGAGAGCAAGAAGCACAAGCAAGGAUUCCUCAACGAGGAAAACCUGAAAUCAAUUGUGCCGAUAUCCAAAGUGAAAAGCAAGGCGUACCACUGGACCAACAGGAUUCUUCAUGAGUACAAAGCGCUGAGCACCAGUGAGGGGGUGAGUAAAGAGAUGCACCACCUGCAGCGGCUCUUCCUGCAGAACUGCUGGGACAUCCCCACCUACGGAGCGGCCUUCUUCACGGGCCAGGUCUACACCAAGGCCAGCGCCAGCAACCACAAAGUGAUCCGCGUCUACGUCGGGAUCAACACCAAGGGGCUGCACCUCAUGAAUAUGGAGACAAAGGUCCUUCUCAUCAGUUUGGAGUACAGCACAUUCAUGUGGCAGCUCGGACACGCUGACCAGUACUUCCAGAUACACAGCGGGGACAAUAAGAUGAACUUCAUUGUGCACACAAAACAGGCUGGCCUUAUUGUGAAGCUUUUGAUGAAGCUGAGUGGACAGAUGACAUCAAAUGAUAAAAGCGUUUUGGACAAAUAUGCCUAUGGCUGAAAAAGUGUUUAGGAAACCACAGCUGCCAAAUAUCAAAGUGCAAGUUUCUCUUACUGACUUACAUUUGACUGCAAUAUGUUGGCCUUUUCACAAUGCCUCGUUAUGUAUAUUAUGCUUACUGAUAUUUUUCACAACCUCACAUUGUGUAUUUUUGACCAUUCAUAUAUUUGGAGUGCAUGUAAAUAUGUUUAUUUAAUGUUUUCUUUUAAUAAACCGAUGUAUGAAUGA